Molecule: messenger RNA, 858 nt
Organism: Haemonchus placei
Lineage: Eukaryota; Metazoa; Nematoda; Chromadorea; Rhabditida; Trichostrongylidae
Source: the annotation of a GenBank genome assembly
AUGUCAGCGCGUAACGCUAUGGCGGCGAUGCUGGACGAAUUAAUGGGGCCAAAGCGGAAUGUCGAAUUAGGAAAGGACACCACUGUCACAUUUGAUGAUCCCGACAUUUGCAAGUAUUACAUAGUAGGAUUCUGUCCGCACGAUAUGUUCGUCAAUACCAAAGCUGACCUUGGGGCCUGUCCUCGUGUGCAUGACGAUAAUUUACGACUGGAGUAUCCGAAAAGUGACAAGUUCGAAAAACUUGGAUUCGAAAGGGAGUUUCUCAAGUUUUUGUCUCGUCUGGAUGAAGAUAAUCAAAGGAGAAUAAGGAAAAAUCUUGAAAAACUCAAAGCGAGUGAAGAAAAUGGUCAGAAGAAAGAAGACCUGCGCAAAAUGCGAGACGAACAGGAAAUGGCGAGGCUGGAUCUAGAAAUAAAAAAGUGCAUGGCAGAUGCGGAGAAGGCUGGCGAGGAAGGUCUGGUUGCCAAAUGUCAAGAACUUGUUGAUAAAGCCGAACAACUUGAAAAGCAAAAAGCGGCAAUCGUUGAACGAUUGAACAGCAACGCUCCACUGCCUGCUCCAAUUGAUGAAACAGCGAUAAAAAUCAUGGAAGUGUGCGAAGUCUGUGGAUCGAUGUUGAUCAAAAAUGACGCACAAUGCAGAGUAGAAGAGCAUCUCAGUGGCAAAAUGCACAUGGGGUUCUCAAAAAUUAAGGUUACUAUUGAAGAACUUCGGGAACGUAUCCGCAAACGAGAUGAAGAAAACGAAAGGGAGCGGCAAAAAGCACGUGAAGAGAGGGAGAAGCGUGAACGCGAAAAGAGGCGAUCACGUGAUCGAGAUCGAUCUCGCGAUCGAGAUAGACGCAGCUCAAGAAGGUGA